CCCCCGGUGCAGCCCCGGGCCGCGGUCGGUGCCGGUGCCCCUCACGCCUCUCUCCCCCCGCAGUUCUAUGACCUGUGCGAGCUGUUCCGGACCGGCGGGCAGGUCCCCGACACCAACUACAUCUUCAUGGGGGACUUUGUAGACCGAGGGUAUUACAGCCUCGAGACGUUCACGUACCUCCUUGCACUAAAAGCCAAGUGGCCUGACCGUAUCACGCUGCUGCGAGGCAACCACGAGAGCAGACAGAUCACCCAGGUGUACGGGUUCUACGACGAGUGCCAAACCAAAUACGGGAACGCCAACGCCUGGAGAUACUGUACCAAAGUCUUCGACAUGCUCACAAUAGCAGCUUUAAUAGACGAGCAGAUCCUGUGUGUGCACGGGGGCCUCUCCCCAGACAUCAAGACCCUCGACCAGAUCCGGACCAUUGAACGGAACCAGGAGAUCCCUCACAAAGGCGCCUUCUGCGACUUGGUGUGGUCGGACCCGGAGGACGUGGACACGUGGGCCAUCAGCCCUCGUGGGGCAGGCUGGCUCUUCGGGGCCAAGGUCACCAACGAGUUUGUUCAUAUCAACAACCUGAAGCUGAUCUGCAGAGCACACCAGCUCGUCCAUGAAGGAUACAAAUUCAUGUUUGAUGAGAAGUUGGUAACGGUAUGGUCAGCUCCCAACUACUGCUACCGCUGCGGGAACAUCGCCUCCAUCAUGGUCUUUAAAGAUGUAAAUACAAGAGAACCAAAGUUAUUCCGCGCAGUUCCAGACUCAGAGCGUGUCAUUCCCCCCAGGACAACCACGCCGUAUUUCCUCUGAGCCCCUGCCCGCCUGCUGUCACCUCUCCCUGUCCUGCCCCUCUACAAUAUACUUUUUAUUGAGCACUUUGCUGCUGAAAUGCUGCCUCUUGCCUUUUUUAUUUUUAAAUUAUCUAAAUUUAUUGUGUAUUAUGGUGUCUGUAGCGAUUUUUUUUCCCCCUCCCCUAGAUUAAUUUCAGAGUAUUUGUAAUAUGUCCUUGAGAUUUGUACUACUGCAUGUAGUCCUCGCCUAGUCCUGGGUUAGAUGAACCGAUUCCUUUAACCACCGCGCUCCGGGAGCCGCUCGGGCCCGUCUCGUUCAGCUUUUUGUUUUGGUAAGUUUUAAGAAAUUUCAGCAGCAAAGUCAGUGCCCGGUGUGCGGCGGGGCCGGGGCUGCCCGUGCUGCCAGCCUUUUCCGAGUGUUACGUGGAUCCCAAUAAAGCGGUCGAAGGGCUGUUCCCUGUUCCCGGUUUGUUCCGUUUUCCUCGGGAUCCCGAUGAAACCCGCGCACCUGCUGCAGCGACGGGAUUUGUACAUUAAAGUUAUUGUUCGGAUUUUUUCCAGGCUCUGUUGU
Molecule: messenger RNA, 1362 nt
Organism: Ficedula albicollis (Collared flycatcher)
Lineage: Eukaryota; Metazoa; Chordata; Aves; Passeriformes; Muscicapidae
Gene: PPP6C
Product: protein phosphatase 6 catalytic subunit
Exons: 5
Biological process (GO): peptidyl-serine dephosphorylation; G1/S transition of mitotic cell cycle
Cellular component (GO): cytoplasm
Molecular function (GO): protein serine/threonine phosphatase activity
Source: RefSeq, a predicted model, not a curated record